Molecule: messenger RNA, 1678 nt
Organism: Macrobrachium nipponense
Lineage: Eukaryota; Metazoa; Arthropoda; Malacostraca; Decapoda; Palaemonidae
Gene: uri
Product: unconventional prefoldin RPB5 interactor-like
Exons: 8
Coding region: 16-1530 (504 amino acids)
Biological process (GO): negative regulation of transcription by RNA polymerase II; negative regulation of phosphatase activity
Molecular function (GO): chromatin binding; phosphatase inhibitor activity; transcription corepressor activity
Source: RefSeq, a predicted model, not a curated record
CAAAUAGUUAUAAAUAUGUUUUAUGAUGAAGAUUUUUAUUUUAGGGGUGAGGUCAUGAAAAAACGUUCUUCCAGUGAUACUGGUGGUGAAAAAGAUGGUGCAGGAACUAAAUAUUCAGUACAAUCACUACAAAACAAUCUUGAAAAUUUGGUGCAGUUGCAACAUGAACACAGACAGAGACUUGAGUUGGUUGAGAAGGAAUAUAAUCAGUUGAGAAAGUUUAAAGAUGAUUACCUUCAUCUCCAGAAAAGGCUUAGAACUCUUCCUGACAAGACAUCGCAUGAGGUCAUGGUGCCUAUUGGACCCCUUGCUUUUAUGCCAGGACGUUUGAUCCACACAAAUGAAAUCUUAGUUCUUCUUGGAGAUAACUGGUUUGCUGAAAGGAGUGCAAAAGAGGCCGCUGAGAUUGUGAAGAGAAGAGUCAAAGAUUGCAAUGAGAAGAUCGAAACUGCAGAAAAUCAGAUGAACCUUCAUAAGAACUGGUUAGAGGAAACCUCCGGUUUAUUUGAAGAAGACAAAGAUCAGGUGGAAAUCAUUGAAGAGUUGACUGAAGAAGAAUUUGAAAGGAGCAAAGAGGAGCACAGAAAGAAACUGGCGGAAGAUUAUGAAAAAAGAAAAUCUUCUGAUCAAGAGAGUCGCACUGAAGAGGAGACACCUGAAGCUGGUGCUUCGACAUCACAAGAAAAUUUCAUCGAGAAGCUCGAUGAAGAUGACAAAAAAGCCUAUGAAAAUCUAAUGAAAAGAUUAGACCAACUGGAAAUGGAAGAAGAUGAUGAGUCUGGUGGUAGUCAAGACGCAGAUGACUAUGACAGAUACAUAAGGCACUCUGAAACUGCGGAGGAAAUCUAUUCUGCUGAUGAUGGUGCUGAGCAUGCAACUGGCACUGAGGAUACAGAACUAAGUGCAUCUGGUACCCCUGUCUUGUACAAACGAAAUAAACGGCGUGUCUCAUGGGCUGAUGAUACAAGACCACUGUUCACCAUUAUCCCAGAUGACAAUAGUGAGAGUACUUAUCGCAUAAAAUAUACAACAAAGCAGUUGUCCCUACCCCUUAUUGAAUGGGAUCCAGCAUCUGCUCGAGACACCCCAGAAGAAAAUAUUGAUCAGACUGACUCCUCCUCGGCUGUCAUUCAGAGUCCUUCAGAAUUGUAUAAAACGUUUGGGGAAAGACGACGGUCAUCCCUGCCAGAUCCUCCCCCACGAGGCAUCCUCAAGAAAACUCAUUCAUCCACAGAUACCCACUCGGAUGAUGAAAGCAGAUCGAGUCUUCCAAACACGGUGGCUGAUGAUGCUAGCGCUCCUAUACCUCUAAAGACUUGUUUCCCUAAAAGUGAUGAUGGUGACGAUGAUGAUGAAGAAGAAGAAGAAGAAGAUGAAGAUGAUAGCAAAGGAUCAGUACCAGCCUUCAGUUAUAAAAUUGUUGAACGAAGUGUGGAUCCUGAAGUUGUGGAGGCCAGACCAGAAGCUCCAGCAGCUGACACGCAAACAAGAAAAAUAUCAAGAUUUAAAGCUUCAAGAAUGAAGAAGUAGUUCUGUAGUAGUAUGAAGAUCUACAGGGAUUAACAGACACAAGCAGCUCAUUUCAAUUGUGAUAGAAUAAUCUUUGGCAAAGUAUUGUUACAUAUCAAAAUAUCUGUCCCUACCUUGUUUAUGUGCAUUAAAAUAAUACUGUAUGUGA